Helianthus annuus (common sunflower) is the source of this 588-nucleotide messenger RNA. RefSeq names its product CENP-B homolog protein 2-like. Gene Ontology annotation, molecular function: DNA binding. Lineage: Eukaryota; Viridiplantae; Streptophyta; Magnoliopsida; Asterales; Asteraceae. The record is from RefSeq and is a predicted model, not a curated record. Gene Ontology annotation, cellular component: nucleus. The coding region runs from base 1 to 588 and encodes 195 amino acids. The transcript has 3 exons.
AUGACAGACGAGAUUCGAAGAGCAUUAUGCAAGCACAACAAGGAUAAUCUAAGUCUCACUCAAAAGCAAUUGCAAGAAUGGGUUCAUAGUAACUAUGGUUUGCAGAAAAAUCUCUCUAUGAAUGGAUUCUUCAAUAUCAUGAAAGAUAUGUAUCCAGUGGAUACUCCAUACUUUACUUUUUCUAUUGGUUGGCUUGGAAAGUUCAAAGCAAGAUAUGGAAUUAAAAAUUUCCUGCGUUGUGGAGAGAGUGGAUCUGUUGAAAUGGAGGGCAUGGAGGACAAAUUAAAAUCCAUAAGAGACAAAGUUGAUCAGUUUGAAAUGAAAGACAUCUUUAAUAUGGAUGAAACAGGUUUGUUUUUUAGACUUCAACCGGAUCAUUCCCUUGCGACAAUGCAGCUUGAAGGGAAAAAACAAGACAAGGAAAGACUAACUGUUGCUAUUUGCUAUAAUGAGGACGGUUCCGAAAAACUUCCUUUAUGGAUUAUUGGGAAAUAUGCUAAACCAAGGUGCUUCAAGAAUGUAAACUUGAACAUUCUGAAUGUUGGUGCACUUGUGUCUGUACUUUGUCUGUAUUUUGUCACGAUAUAA